GGGAAAGUGUGAACAAAGACAAGUCGCUCGCUCCAUGCACUUAUCAGCGAGCACAAUGAGCGCUCUUCAGACUCAUCCGGCAUGGCAGAUCUUGCUCGACAAGAAGACGAAUAAGCCCUACUACUUCAAUCGUUCCGCCAAUAUCAACACAUACACGGUGCCCGAUGAUCUCUUGACUCCGGCGCAGAAAGCUACUGGUUGGGCGCAGACGACGGCCGACGGAGGCAGGCUUUACUUCUUCCGCAAGGACGACAAGACAAAGACAUCAUGGACUCCUCCGCCAGGCUGGGACACUCCCGCCGCGCCAGCACCAGAAGCUCCGCAAUUUGUGUCAUCCAGCUUCCAGGCCCACCCUCCUGCCCGCGAACAAAGAGGCCCCAGAGAGAGCCGACCCUUCCACGACCGCCGCGAAGAGGCCAACUACCGAGGUCCCAUCGCUGUCGCUGCCACCGGCCCCGAAUAUGCCUCCCGUGAAGAAGCCGAGGCAGCCUUUACCAAGCUGCUGAGGAAGUCGGGCGUCCAGCCUGGCUGGUCUUGGGAACGCGCAAUGCGCGCUACCAUCCAGGACCCUCAGUACCGCGCAAUCAAGGAGCCCAGCGAGAGAAAGGCAGCAUUUGAGAAAUACCUGCAUGACGUCGUGCGCGAAGACCAAGAGCGCGAAAAGGAGCGCAUCAAGAAGCUGCGCUCAGACUUCCGCUCCAUGCUGCAAACACACCCCGAGAUUAUGCACUACACGCGCUGGAAGACUGCUCGUCCCAUGCUCGAGAACGAAGCCAUCUUCCGCGCUACCGACAACGAGGACGAGAAGCGCCGCAUGUUCGACGAAUAUCUCGUGCAUCUGAGAAAGGCCGCCGAAGACAAGCGUCAGCGCGACUACGAUGCCGCCAUGACAGGCGUCGCCGACAUCCUGCAGAAUCUCGACCUCAAUGCCAAAUCACAAUGGAUGGAAACACGUGAGCGUCUGCACUCACACCCAAACUUCCAGGAAGACCCCAAGUAUAAGAUUCUGUCGCCUUCCGAGCCCCUCCAGAUUUUCGAUCGUUACAUGCGUAGACUGUGGAACGAUGCUCACAAUGAGAAGCAGCGUGCCGCCCAGCUGAGGGCUCGUGAACAGCGAAAGGCUAGAGAGGGCUUCGCCGCACUGUUGGCCGAACUCCGAGAAGCAGAGACGAUUAAGCCUGGCACUAUGUGGAAAGAGGUCCACCCCUUGAUUGAGAACGAGCCUCGCUACAUCAAGUUGAUGGACAAUCUAGGCCACAAGGACCGCAUCACUGACGGCUCCAGCCCCCAGGACAUUUUCUUCGACUUCCUGGACGACUUUGACAAAGAAGUACACGACAUCCGCCCUGCCGUCGAAGCUACCUUGAAAGAGGAGCACUUCCGUUUCGUACCCUCAACUACUCUCGAAGACUUCCAACACGCCAUCAGACACGACCGUCGUAUCUCAUCCAUGAACCCUCACCUGCUUGAGGAGGUAUACAAGAGACUGCACAGAAACGCUCUCGACAGAGAGGAGGACAUCGAGCGAGACGCCAAACGACAACAGCGCAAAGCCGUUGAUGCACUGCGUUCUCGCAUCAAGCAUCUGGAACCUCCGGUGCUGAUUGGCGACACAUGGGAGCAGGUGCGUCCGCGUGUCGAACGUAGCGAAGAAUACAAGGCUGUGACGAGCGACGAGGACCGCCAACUCGCCUAUGACAAAUUCAUGAACAGACUCAAGGAAGACGCCGCCGAGCGAGAGCGCUUGCGCCGCCACGAUAGAGAACGUGAAAGAGACCGUGACAGACGCCGAGACCGCGACCGCCGUCGUAGUCGCUCCCCUCCUUCCCGCGAGGUCGAUGCCUACGAGGCCGACCGCCGCCGCGCUGCCUCCGAACGUGAGCGUCAGUACCGCCACUCGAGCAUCAGCGGGCUUUCUCCACCACCUCGCGAACGUCCAAGAGCCCGUGACGACCGCUAUGAGAGGGAUGUCGGUGAUCCGAGAAGAGAAAGACAAGUCAGUCUGUCCAUCUACGAUCGCGAGAGAAGAGAACGCGAGGCCGAACGUGAGAGGUCGUACAUUAGUCGUGCCGACCCGCGCACCAAAGCCAGCGAACUCGACUAUGGCGAUGGUGGUGACAGCCCAAAGCCCGAGAGCACUUCGGGUGGCAAUGGCAGCAACAAGAGAUCAGCAGCUAGCCAUAAUGGAGAUGGCGAUGCGAAGAGACAAGCGAAACGCCCUCGUGUCGGUGAGCAUUCAUCCCGCAACGGUGGUUCUGUUACUCCCGCUCCCUCGGCCGCAGAAAACGACGAGCCCGCACUGCAAUCUGGCAGUGAAGAGGGCGAGAUUGAAGAGGUCUAGACAGACGUGUGAAACAUUACUCGGCAUUGGAAACAGGCAACUCAAGCGGUACGUUCUUCUUUCUCAAAGGAUGACACUAGUUAUCGAGGCAGAUUCCUGUCAAAACCCACCAUCUAUUACCUUUAUUCCUCCCACCACAGGUGCGUUUCGUGCAACACUGCUUUACUUCCACCCUAACAAAUAGUCUCAUGUAUUGAAGAAAUGAAAUCAAAGUGAAAAGAUAUAAAGACUUUUUGGCAUUACUUGUUUCUACUUUUGCUCUCUCGUGUCCGCAACUUUGGUUCAUCAAAAUGUUCAUGUAUUUUGCAAUGGCGCUCCAUGGUUCCCUUGUGCCUACACCAUGUUGUGCUCAAGCCACAUUAACGUGGUUUGAAGAAGGUCUGCCCAAGAUGUUGUGGAGCUCCGACUAGACGUGAGCGAUCAACCAGAUUGCCUUACUCUGCCUGUGAGGGCCUUCGUCCUCAUCCUGAUCGCCCACUGCCGCGUCUCUUAUCUCUUC
Molecule: messenger RNA, 2840 nt
Organism: Aureobasidium subglaciale EXF-2481
Lineage: Eukaryota; Fungi; Ascomycota; Dothideomycetes; Dothideales; Saccotheciaceae
Exons: 2
Coding region: 35-2341 (768 amino acids)
Biological process (GO): mRNA cis splicing, via spliceosome
Cellular component (GO): U2-type prespliceosome; U1 snRNP
Molecular function (GO): protein binding; RNA binding
Source: RefSeq, a predicted model, not a curated record